AUGGACGGCUCAAUCGACCUCCUCGACGCCUCCUCCGCUCUCGACCUCAACAACAUCCGCUACCAGCUAAUCCGUCUCGAAGACACAAUAAUCUUCCACCUCAUCGAGCGCGUGCAAUUCCCGCUCAACCCCACCAUCUACACCCCCAACGCCAUCCACAUCCCUAACCACACCGGCUCCUUCCUCGACUGGAUCCUGCACCAGCAGGAGCGCAUCCACGCCCAAGUGCGCCGCUACCAGGCCCCCGACGAGUACGCCUUCUUCCCCAGCGACCUUCCCGAGCCCAUCCUCGCACCACUCAAGUGGCCGGUCCUACUGCACCCCAACACCGUCAACGGCAACCAGAAGCUCAAGGAGUCGUACAUCAACCACAUCCUUCCGGCGGCGUGCUCCACCACCGCGGCCGACGACCACGGUGAGACACGGGAGAACUAUGGCAGUACGGCGGUGAGUGAUGUGGCCUGCCUGCAGGCGCUGUCGAGGCGGAUCCACUUUGGCAAGUUUGUGGCGGAGGCGAAGUUUAGGGAGGACCCGGAGAAGUAUGCGAAGAUGAUUCGGGAGAGGGAUGUGGACGGGCUGGAGAGGGCGAUUACGAAUGAGGCGGUGGAGAAGCAGGUGUUGAAGAGGUUGGAGUUGAAGGCGAGGACGUAUGGGACUGAUCCGAUGGCGGAGAAGGAGGGUAUUAAGGGCGGAGCGGCGCCGAAGAUUAAUGUGGAGGCCGUGGUGGCGAUGUAUAAGGACUAUGUUAUUCCACAAACAAAGGAGAUCGAGAUCGAGUAUCUCCUGCAGCGACUCGACGGAUUGGAGGAGGAGCCAAAGGCGAAACAAACCAAUGGAACCUCUACGACUACCUAG
This is a messenger RNA of Morchella sextelata, 855 nucleotides long. RefSeq lists its product as uncharacterized. The coding region runs from base 1 to 855 and encodes 284 amino acids. The transcript has 3 exons. NCBI's taxonomy places the organism in Eukaryota, Fungi, Ascomycota, Pezizomycetes, Pezizales, Morchellaceae. Gene Ontology annotation, cellular component: cytoplasm. Gene Ontology annotation, biological process: chorismate metabolic process; aromatic amino acid biosynthetic process. Gene Ontology annotation, molecular function: chorismate mutase activity. The record is from RefSeq and is a predicted model, not a curated record.